AUGGCGAGCCACAUUUUCCGCAUCUUCAAGCCUGAAGAGAGCAAGCAAGAUCGCGCCCAGCGUCGCCGCGAUCAACUCCGGGAUGCCCAGAAAACUUACCGUGACCGCAAGACCAAAUAUGUCAAGUCGCUCGAGAAUGAGCUCUCGAGGGUUCGGCAGAACGAAACUCACCUCAUGCGCCAGGUGGAACAGCUCCGUAGCACCCUGCAGUCCUGCGCAACGGUAAUGCGCCAGAACGGUCUGGACGUGCCGCCGGGCGCCUGGGAUGUCGGGUCGCCAGGGGGACUCCUUUCGCCAUAUGGCAACGUGAAUGGCACAGAGUCGAGUGGACCAUCGAGCGUGUUUGGUACAGAGUCCGACCUCUUCUCUCCGUUUUCACCCCAGAGUGGCGGCGUCAUAUCUAGCCCGCCCCAAGAUGCCCGCUCGAUCCAGCAGCGACUGAACCAGCAGCAACAUCAUCAGCAUCAACACCAACAUAGCAAUCAUUCCUCCCCCAACAGCAGCGGCACAUCCGACGUGUGCCUGGGCGGGUGGGAUCCUGCCGGUGUACCUCUGCCUGCCCCGGGCGUCCGCGUGUGCGAUGUCGACCUCGUGGGAGCCGGCAUGGACUUUGUCUUGACCAUCGAGCGGCCUUGUCUAGACCAUCUACACGGCGACCCGACCAAGCCCGACGACCCCGACGGCCACGCCCUCACCGUCUCGUCCUAUCUGAUCACGGCAUCCAAGGGCAGCAGCCAAAACACCGACGGCAACGGCCCGGCCAGCGCAGUCAACAACCCGAACGCUGCAUCGUCCUUGUCCUGGCCGCCCGCCCCGCCGCCGUCCCAGCCCGGCUGCGGAACGGUGUGUCACGACGUGCCGACCGCGGUCUUGGACAACCUACUCAACCUGUCGGGAGAGCUCGUCGACUCGGACCACGAGGUCACGCCCGUGCAGGCCUGGCACUACAUUCGGUCGCGGCCGCAGUUUGGAGGUCUCGAGGUCGGGGUGCUGGGCAGGUUUGCGAGGAAGCUUCGGGAUGCCGUCAAGUGUCAUGGUUUUGGCGCUGUGAUUGAGCGAACAAAGUUCGAAAGUCUUGUUCGGCAUUUUCUACGCGACAUUAAUCAUUUUUGA
Pyricularia pennisetigena is the source of this 1113-nucleotide messenger RNA. RefSeq lists its product as uncharacterized. Gene Ontology annotation, molecular function: DNA-binding transcription activator activity, RNA polymerase II-specific; transcription cis-regulatory region binding. The coding region runs from base 1 to 1113 and encodes 370 amino acids. The record is from RefSeq and is a predicted model, not a curated record. Gene Ontology annotation, cellular component: RNA polymerase II transcription regulator complex. NCBI's taxonomy places the organism in Eukaryota, Fungi, Ascomycota, Sordariomycetes, Magnaporthales, Pyriculariaceae. The transcript has 6 exons.